AUGGAUUCAUUUGGCGCCAGCUUCUUCCCAGACUCAGCACCAGCUGGCCCCCUGGGCACCAAUAUCCGCGCUAUCGCGUUGCACUGUCGAGCUCUGUUGCGGGAAUGCUCGAAGCUACCCAGCUUGAAAGAGGACGAGUGGGCCGAGAACAGGCUUGCUGAAUUCAACCUCUGGGCUGCCAACUCGGGAGUCUUUGGCGGCGACCGGAAUGGGGAUUUCCCUGCUGUGAAUGACGAGCGUAAGCCUCAAGAUAGUUCCGAAGAGGAGGAUGAGGCGGAUAAACAAGAUGCCGAGCUCGAAGUCGGUGAAAGCGGCGAUAAGCCUGAGAGCCCAGAGCAUGGACGUUUGGCAUCUCCGGAAGACAUCCCGAGGGCCUUCUCGCCAUGGUCUGACGACUCAGACUCAAGCACCGAUUCGGAUCAAGAUUCACGGGAUGCGUGCUCGCCGGUAAUAACGAGCUCAUCCUUGGAUGGCCCAAAGGUUGAUGUCGCUCAAGUCAUAGAUCACCUUGCUCGCCUGACUUUGGCUAUUCGAAAAGCUGGUAGCAGUUCGAGAACGCACAAAGCGGACAGGCGAUUCAAUGCCGACCAUCAGCCAGCAUUCCGCCGGCAUCUCAAUGUUGUGGUGCUUGCUAGAGGGAUGGAAGCGGGUCGGUCAGACCACGCCAUUAACCCGAACAAUCUGACUGCCACCCAAGACCGUCUCAUCAUUGCGAAUCUGCGGCGAAGGAACCGGUUUCUCUAUGCUCAGCGUCACGCAAGGAAACUGGCUGCAGAAGCAGAGCCCCAGAACGCUCCGCAGGAAUAUCAGCUCCAAGAUGAUGUGCCGAUUAUGAUGGAGGACCACGGCGAGCCGGAACCCGAAGAGGAUAUCAUAGCAGAGCUAGAAGAGCAAGCAUCCGACCCAGUUGAAACACCUGCUCAAGUGGUAGUAGAAACGGGACUUGAGCCAGUCGUCGAAACACAACCACCAAUCUUGUCGGCCACCUCAGCCUCUGGCAUGACUCAAGCCAUAGAUCCUGGGUUGGUUCACAAUGUGACGCCCUCACAAGUUGCAAAGACGGAGAUUACGACAACAUCCGCUAAAAUUGCUUACCCAAAGCCACCUGCUAUGCCGCUGGGUAUGCGUCAUUUCAAAUGCCCUUGCUGCUGCCAGACCUUGCCUGAGAUGUAUAGGCAACCAUCCCUGUGGAAAAAACAUCUCAUGACUGAUAUCGCCCCAUAUACUUGCAUCAUCGAUGACUGCCCUACACCAGAUCGACUCUUUGUCACUCGAGCAGAGUGGGACCAACAUACGAGAAACGAUCACCAAAAAUGCUGGCAGUGUUUGCCUUGCACCACUGUGGGCAAGGCGCCGUUGGUGUUUCCAUCCGUCGAGGCCUUCAUGGAGCAUCUUGGCGUGGCUCACUCCGACACAAUAAAUGAGGAGCAGUAUUCCACACUCAUCCCCGAAUCGGCGAUACCGGUCCCUGCCGGGAUCAGCUGUUGCCCACUGUGCAACUCCAACGGCCCGGCAGACUCACCUGCGUUGUUGAACCAUAUAGCAGAGCACUUGCAUUCCUUUGCUUUACGCUCUCUGCCCUGGCCUGGACGCGAAUCUCUGCACACCAAUUUGGACGAGCAGGAUGAUGAUGAUGAUGAUCCCGACGAUCUGGACGACGGGGACCAUGAUGCGUACAACUAUUUUCUGCACAAUGACUAUUUCGAUCAGGGCUCCGAGGUCGCGUCCCGCCAGUACAAUCUUACCAGUGGCUCAAAUCGGGACUCGGACGGAUUGCCAUCGCUGCACUCGAGCCAGGCUUCUGAACGACCUGCGACGCCAUCGGACAAAGGGUCGGAAGUUGCGGAUGACGCUAGUCAGACUGCUGAUUACGAUCCGAUGGUUGAGCCUGGAGAGCCACGGCCAGUCAUUGAAGCUUCGUACGAUGAGUCCAGAGGCACGCCGAUAGAGCUCGUGCCGUCGGCAGAUUCUCUACCUGAAGUGGUACAAGGCCCGAUACGAAUGCCCGACUUGGUACGUGGACCGAGAGAAAUAUACGAACAAGGAGUUUUGAUCAAUUUGGCUUCGCUUUUAGCACCCAUGGCAUUUGGUAACUGGCGCCGAGAACUUGGCUAUGCUCAAGAUAUUCUACCUGAAGUGGUAGAGGGCGAGUGGCCACAGAAAUGUGCCCAAAGAUUUCCCCGCGACACGGAUGACCCCGAGGUAACUCGUCCGAGAGAGCUGAUGUUGAUUUGUAUGCAAAUAAAAUACAAGCGGAAGGCCGAGAAAAAAGGGCCAGACAGUCAGCCUAGCAAUCCGUCGCUCCCUUACAGGGCCUAUUACUCUCCUCGAGGCUUUCUCGCGAGAGUUGCCGAGCUCGAGGAUCAAGGCAACCUGAAAGAUGCCAUCUUGUGGCAAACAGAUGCAGUGAACCAUUUUAGAAAUGAGCUGGGAGACGCCCAUUAUUAUUUCAUCGAGAACGUUGAUAAACUGGCGGAAAUGCGUUGGGAUGCGUGGAAUAAGGAAAAUGCAGAUGCUUUUCUUAGUAAAGAAGUUGAAAUUUUCAUCGACAAUGUUGGUACUGGUGAUGUCCAAGAUCCUGUGUGGAUAAUUGAUGGGGCAUACAAUCUAGCAACGGUGUGUGCGAAAUACAGACUCUCAUCCUUGGGCAAGAAGCUAUUCAACAGGCUCAUCGACGCUUUCGAACAAGAAUCCAAACUGCUCGAGGAUGGGAUUCAACACACCAAAGCAGCUCGAGAAAAGUACUCAGACUUUUUGAAAGACCAGAACCUUUGGGAAGAAGUCGUGGUCAUGGAGCGAAAUUCGCUCGCGUGCCUCAAUGCAGACCCUCAUCUUGAGCUUGACAUUACCGAGGCACUCAGUCGUCUCGCCCAUGCUUUGCAUACAUGGAUCUUUCUGGCGAUGCUAUCAGUGCUGCUCAGGAGUUGGUUAUCUGUAGCCAAAAAAAUAUGGGGUGAGCGUGAUUUGGCUUCAAUCGGCACCGUCAAGGAAUUAACAGACUACUAUUCAAUUUUAUUCGAGUGGGAGAAGGCAGCGCAAGCCAGAGAUCUCUAUAACUGGCUCAAAGUCAAGGAUCCUGAUGUGGAUCUGGUGAAAGAAACGACGCCUCAUCUUGACUUGGGGCCCGAAGAUUUAGACGAGCGAGCGCCACGUUUGUACGCACGGCCAAAUAUGGCGGCAGCAGGAUUGCCCAUUUCAGAGCUGGUAGACACAACUCUUGACCAUGACAAUUCUGCUCCUCCCGGCCCAGCAAAAGGGACGUCAGGCAACACUGUCAAUGCUGGUAUACAUGCCAAGUUCCUAUCCUUUGCCGGCACUUCCAUCAAUUUUGCCAAUAACGCCCAUGUCGUCGAGUCCUUUGACAUUGACACGCUUGAGACGAGGCGGUUGAAGAGGGAGCCCCAAGACGACGAUGAGGACCUCCUAGCUCGCUUGCAGGAGCCGAAAGUGCAGGCCGCCAUUCGAGGAGGUCUAUACGGAGCACGUCCAAUCUACAUCAUCAGUGGGCUGAAAAUCGCGCGUGGUCUAUCCGUUCAGCGCGAGGAAUCCAAAUCUACGCACAGAUCUAUGGGCGGCACAGUUCCCAUCAUCGAGGGCAUCUCUGUCGGCGCUGGGAUGGGCGGAGAGAAGCGAUUUGGCACGAGCAGCACAUUCAAAGUGGCACCAGAGGAAGACAUCAUACUUGCGUAUCAGGUUCACAAGAUCAAGCCAAAGAGCCGCAAAGUGACCAAGGCCUCGGUGAAUGUGUACGAAACUAGCUCUGCUUUCUUACAUGGCGACGAUGAGAAUAGUGGUUUCAAGGGCGUCGAGGUCGUGUCUGUGAGCGCGGAUUCUCUUCUGAGUGAAGACGAAGACGAUGAUGAUGGUGAGAAAGACGAGGCAGAAGGACAGUAUCUGGAGCUUAAGGGUGGCAAUGAUGGGGAGUAUUAUGUUUACAUGGGUCAAUCUUGA
Messenger RNA from Trichoderma atroviride IMI 206040, 3951 nucleotides. NCBI's taxonomy places the organism in Eukaryota, Fungi, Ascomycota, Sordariomycetes, Hypocreales, Hypocreaceae. The record is from RefSeq and is a predicted model, not a curated record.